UGAAAAACAGUUAACAAACAAUAAAAAGGUAAGACUGUGGAAUACAAGACCAGACUUGGAUCAUAUCAAGAUUCCAAAAGCACCAGAGCCUUUCAAUUCUCCCAGUCUUCUACAGUUAUGCAUAACAUAAAAAAGGUGCAGAGAGUUUGUUAGAAAUAGUGUAAAACAAAAGGCUUCAGACCAUGUCGGGAAUGCCAACAAAGGUUAGUACAGUUGGUAAGGACUGAGUUCAUAUUCCAUUAGGAUAUAUAAGUUCAUUCUAUUGUCGAUGUGAGAACUUUGGUGAGAGAUAAUCUGUUAGUAUCUCUGUAGGCGUUUUUUGAGUCUCAAAACCUACCCUGGUCUUGAUGAAAGCCGGUAGUUUGCAUGGUUCCUCAACCUGCAUUCUCCAUCCACGUUCUUUAAAUCUCAGGACUCAGCAGACACGGAACAAGACCUCGAGCAGCAAGGAGAGUUUCAAGAUUUGUCAUCCAACAGAGGCCAGGAAGAACUUGAUUGCCUUGGAAGACAUUCUUCUCGGUCACCCUUCCUCUUUGUCCCCUCAUGAAUACAAAAGCACAAAUAAGUCCAUUAAUCCAAAGUUCCCUAGUGGAAGACUGGUAGAGUGCAAGAACUUGAGCAUCAAAACCGGUCAAGAAAUCACUAGCAGUUUACUUCUAUUUUCUACAUAUCACUCUUCUGUCAUUUUUUAUAAUUAGAUGCCAGUUGCUUGUGUGGCAAAAGCUGUUUGUAGUGUUAGUUGCAGAGCUAACAGAAUAAUUGCAGUGUUACUGGGCAGAACAGAAUUACACACUCAAUGUUCCCUUAAAAUUCCCUCUCUUUCCCUCUCCCUGGCUCUUCUUUCUCUGCACUAACUUGAUUUCUUUUUUAUCAUUCAUAUGAGGGCGAGCGUUCAAUUGUUAAUGCAUCAGGCAGAACUGAACAGGCAUAUCAUGUUAGGAACAUAGGGACAUGCAAUUCUAUAUUAUUAUAAUGUGAGAAAGGAAGUGUAGGUGGCUAAGAUUGUGAAGUAAAGCGUAAUAAUUAUAUGCCAUGAGAUAUCUGUUGGAGAAGGCAAUUGACAUGAGCCAAGUUAGUCAGAGUUAGGCAGAGUAAUGCAAAAAACAAUAAUUUGUGGUUGGUUGGUAUUACUUAACUCCAUCCUACAAAACAAUCAUUCUUUUGGGUCCUAUAAAAUUUUUUGUCAUAAUUCAACUACUUAAGCUUUUCUAUGAAGACGAAGAGAGCGAUUGGCUCUUUGUUACUGCACAUUUUCCUCAAAGUGUCUUAUGUUUGGUGAAAUGGAUAGAAAACAAGAACAAGACAAGGGAAACUCAAACAUGUCUGGCACGGAUGUAGCUCUAAUAUCUCCCAAAGUCCCAAAAGCAGUUUCACCACUUUCUUCUGCAGCAGAAGGGGACACCUUAAGGCGACCACGUGGCCGGCCGGCCGGCUCCAAAAACAAACCUAAGCCACCAAUAAUUGUCACCAGAGAUAGUGCUAAUGCACUGAAGGCUCAUGCCAUGGAAGUGAGCUCUGGCUGUGAUGUGAAUGAAAGUUUGUCUAACUUUGCAAGGAGAAAGCAACGUGGCCUUUACAUAUUCAAUGGAACAGGCUGUGUAACGAAUGUAACGUUGUGCCAGCCAGGCUCAUCUGGUGCCAUUGUGACACUUCACGGUCGAUUCGAGAUUCUUUCACUGCUGGGGUCAAUCCUUCCCCCACCAGCCCCUCCAGGGAUCACAGGCCUCACAAUUUACUUGGCAGGUGCUCAAGGGCAAGUUGUGGGGGGUGCUGUGGUUGGUGCUUUGAUUGCUUCAGGCCCUCUUGUAAUCAUGGCUGCAUCAUUCAUGCAUGCUACUUUUGAUCGCCUUCCAUUGGAAGAUGAUGAACUUGCUGCUGCAAUGCAGAAUCAGCAUUACCAAAAUGGACGCACCCACCAUCUUGAUAUUUCUGACUUGUAUGCAAUGCCACAGAACCUGCUCAUGAAUGGUACAAUGCCCCCAGAGAUAUACUCUUGGGCACCAGGGCAGAACUUGUCAAAAACCUGAAACUUAGCAUACUAUUUGUUAGUUGUCUCACAUCCACAAAAUGCACUGCAGUGUAGCUAUCAGGGGUCUUCCAAGGUUGACAUUGCAAAACAAGAUGAUAUGCUUAUUCUGAUGUAUUAAGAAUUAUUUUAGCAAACUAAUAGGUGUACUGAUUUUCAAUA
This is a messenger RNA of Glycine soja, 2188 nucleotides long. RefSeq names its product AT-hook motif nuclear-localized protein 16-like. The transcript has a single exon. NCBI's taxonomy places the organism in Eukaryota, Viridiplantae, Streptophyta, Magnoliopsida, Fabales, Fabaceae. The record is from RefSeq and is a predicted model, not a curated record. Bases 1269 to 2027 code for a protein of 252 amino acids. Gene Ontology annotation, biological process: vegetative to reproductive phase transition of meristem. Gene Ontology annotation, cellular component: nucleus. Gene Ontology annotation, molecular function: minor groove of adenine-thymine-rich DNA binding; DNA-binding transcription factor activity.